Messenger RNA from Harpegnathos saltator (Jerdon's jumping ant), 360 nucleotides. RefSeq lists its product as uncharacterized. The transcript has a single exon. Bases 1 to 360 code for a protein of 119 amino acids. The record is from RefSeq and is a predicted model, not a curated record. Lineage: Eukaryota; Metazoa; Arthropoda; Insecta; Hymenoptera; Formicidae.
AUGAUACUAGGACAACAAUCAGGUUUCACGAGAGAGCCAUGCUUCCUAUGCCUGUGGAACAGCAGAGAUCGAGCCAACCAUUAUAGCAAACAACAUUGGCCUGAGAGAGUAUCCUUUGAACCUGGUUCUCACAAGAUCAUCAACGAAAGUGUGGUUAAUCCCCAGAAAAUUCUCCUUCCACCCCUUCACAUCAAGCUUGGUCUGAUGAAGCAAUUCGUCAAAGCCUUAGAUACGGACGGCAAAAGCUUUACGUAUAUAGGGCGAAAAUUCCCAUCUAUUUCUGAUGCUAAAUUGAAAGAAGGUGUAUUUGAUGGACCCCAAAUUCGAACGUUAUUCAAGGACACGAAUUUCGUCACUUAA